UAUGCUUAUUUGAUUUUGUGCUUCUGUUAGGAUUUAUAUAUCAUUCUUGGAAUCUUGAAGUUAUUCACUGAAGAACAUUUAGUCAUACAAUCGAAAAAAAGCUAUGUCUUCCAUGGAAAUUGAGAAGGUUUCUUUAGAAACCAAUGUUGGAUCUAUUCCAGUGAAGCCAAAAUUCGAGCCUUUGAAGGCUCACGAGAUGUCUGAUGGACGUGUUCAGUUUCGGAAGGUUUCUGUUCCUCCGCAUCGGUAUACACCUCUGAAAAAAGCAUGGAUGGAAAUCUACACACCAAUAUAUGAACAGAUGAAAAUUGACAUUCGUAUGAAUCUGAAGGCUCGGAAGGUUGAAUUGAAAACUAGAUCAGACACUCCUGAUGUCAGUAACCUACAGAAAUCUGCUGAUUUUGUCCAUGCGUUCAUGCUCGGGUUUGAUGUGAUAGAUGCAAUUGCUCUGCUACGUAUGGAUGAACUCUAUGUGGAUUCAUUUGAGAUAAAGGAUGUGAAGACAUUGCGAGGUGAACAUUUAUCUCGAGCAAUUGGAAGGCUGUCUGGUAAAGGGGGUAAGACGAAGUUUGCAAUUGAGAAUUCUACAAGGACAAGGAUUGUGAUAGCUGAUACCAAGAUUCAUAUCCUAGGAUCUUUUACCAACAUCAAAGUUGCUAGGGAUUCUCUUUGUAGCCUCAUUUUAGGUUCUCCGGCUGGUAAGGUGUAUUCAAAACUUAGAGCAGUCAGUGCUAGGCUGGCAGAAAGGUUUUGAUCUUCCGAAAUUUUGGGUUUUUGUUGAGGGUUUAAUUUAGAUGCUCAAUGUGCGGGAUAUAGUGUUGUUAUGUUUUGUUGACUAUUCAUUUGCUGAGAGA
Telopea speciosissima is the source of this 854-nucleotide messenger RNA. RefSeq names its product RNA-binding protein pno1. Lineage: Eukaryota; Viridiplantae; Streptophyta; Magnoliopsida; Proteales; Proteaceae. Gene Ontology annotation, molecular function: RNA binding. Bases 104 to 754 code for a protein of 216 amino acids. The record is from RefSeq and is a predicted model, not a curated record. The transcript has a single exon. Gene Ontology annotation, cellular component: nucleolus.